AUGUUGCCGUCUACACCCCGAGUGUUCCUGGACAAUGUCCGUUCAUUCAAAUCACGAAAAGGCAGCGAAAAAUAUAGCUCUAGCGUUGAUGGACCCAUAGAACUUGCUGAAAGUUGGGGUAUAGAUGCCUCUGCUUGGGACCGUGCGUGGAGUUCGCUUAGUGGUGGAGAAGCGCAGCGCAUAGUACUCGCUCUCGCAGUGGGUAUUCCUGGCGCCGAGAUCUUACUUCUAGAUGAGCCUACUUCUGCCCUUGAUGAGGAAACUUCUGGUAUUAUUGAGAAGCAGCUACUUACGAUGUUACGCUCCCAUGCAACUUUAAAGGCCAUUAUUUGGAUCACUCACUCUCAGGCUCAAGAAAACCGAGUUGGGACUAGGCAUGUGUUGAUGGAAACCGGAGGAAGGCUAUCUAAUUUCUCCAAUCCAUCUUCGUUAUUAAGGGAAAAGGUUCUGGGUAAGACUCCAUCUGGCAAGAGAUACACCCUAGUAUGGCAGGGGUCCAGAACAACCAAUGAACUAGCAUGA
Messenger RNA from Acaulospora colombiana, 522 nucleotides. The record is from the annotation of a GenBank genome assembly. NCBI's taxonomy places the organism in Eukaryota, Fungi, Glomeromycota, Glomeromycetes, Diversisporales, Acaulosporaceae.